AUGGACGCCGAGUUUCCCUCGCCAUCUGCCUCGGAUCCUGCAUCCUUCGACUGUCCUUCCCUCCGAAAACGCCCGCCGUCCUGCGCUACGUGUGCGAUCCCGUCGGCUCCACUUGCGACUUGCUCCGCCUUUCCUUCCGGCGCCGCUGCGCCGCCGGGAACGAGCUGUGUGUACACUGCGGCUGGCGAGUGGCAUCGUCCUCAGCAGGCCGAAGGCGGUUCACACCGGAGCGAGGACUUUCCAAGCAGGAUGUCUGCUGCCCCGGCUGCUCCUCCCUCACAGUGUCCCCCCGCCUUCCCUCCAGCUGCGUCUGCGCCCUGUCACUUUUCCGCCUCGCCGUCGGACACGUGCUACCUGCCUUCCUUUCACCCAGCCACGUGCACGUGCCGCCUCGAGCUAGGCACCGGCUCUCUGUGUCCCGUGCCGUGCUGCUUGGAUUCGCCCUCGCGCGUCUCGCUCCUCGAGUUCCUCCUUUCUCAACGGCCGGGGCUGCGGCCGCCCGAAGAGUCGCCGUCCGCCGCGUCUUUCCUCUCCCUUGCCGCGCACGCGUGUCCCUUCAACUGCCUCGCCCCGCCGCUGCCGGGCGCCGGCGGUUCGAGCGCCUGUGGCGAGGUUCGCUCUUGGCGUGCGCGCCGAAAGCUCGCACGGCGGAAAGUCGAGGAGCGCACAGCCUCGGCGAAUCGCCUGGCGGGCGCGUCUGCUCCGUGCGUCUCGGGGCUUCCAGGCUACGCGGGCAAAGAUGGCACGAGCGAGGCGGAUUUCGCCGGUUGCCUCGUCCAUCCGGCCGCCUCCCCUUCACCUGCUCUCCCGCAGGCGUUCGCCGAGCGCGCAGAGACCGGGCCGUGCGCAGCCUCUGCCCCGUCGCUGAUCGAAGGCAAACUGUUCCGUGAACAGUCCGCGGGAUCUCUGCCGAACUCCUGCUCGGCCGCGUCAGUCCAGAGUCUCGGCCUCGAGCUGCCUUCGGCAGACGCCGAGGCAAGCGCGGGUCAGGACUCCGUCCACGCGUCGUCUCUCGGACCGAAAAAAGACGCCCUCGGCCAGUCUUCCCUCGACUCUGUCUCCGUUUUGGGCCCAGCCGGGGGCGGGAGUCGCGAGUCGCUUGCCGUCUCCUCCACGAGUGCCGGUCAGCGACGAGCGCCCGUCGACGUCGCGGGACUUCCCGUGAGGCUGUUUGAAGGGCUGUUUUUCGGAAGAAUCCUCCACCGAGGCUUCAGCAACACCGUAUGCUUUUGCAGCUGGACACGCCCAAUCAAUGUGCACCAAGUGCCGCCGUCGGUCUCGUACAUCAACCACUACCACCUGCUUCUUCCCGCGGAGCCGGCUCCGCAGGACGGCGCGCCUGCAGAGGGCCAACUGGACACAGAGAAACGUGCCCCGUUUUCUCCGUUCGCUCCCACGCAGGGCAGUCUAGACAGCCGAUAUCGGCACGAAGAGCGGAGGCGGGUGGACGGCGCGCUCGGCGGCGAAGAGUCGCGCCGGGAGGCGGCGAAGCGCUUGGUGGUGAAAGUGAUCCACAAAGAACGCCUCACGAGUUCCGUGGAACUGCUGCGAGCGAGGCACGAAGUGCUUCUUCUGCAGGAACUGGACCACCCGAAUGUGUUACCACUUCUCCUCGCCGGCGAAGACGACCGAGAAAUGUUCAUGUUCUUCGACUUCGCCACGUGCGGAGACCUCUACAGCAUCACCAAGAUGAAAACGUUCGAGGAGGCUGUGGUGCGGCAGGUUUGCGCGCAGCUCCUCCACGCUCUCCAGUACAUACACCACAAGGGCGUCAUCCACUGCGACAUCAAACCCCACAACCUCCUCGUCUUCCGCCCGGUCUCGGCCCCAGCGCGUGAGCCGAGCGGCAACUCCUCUGCUGGCAAAGACGCGUCUCCCUGCUCUGUUCUCGCCGCCGAGGAAGGCGGAAGAGGGGAGGCGCCGUUCGCAGGCUCGCACUCCUCUCUGGGAGAAAGCAAAUCUCUUCCAGCCGAACUCGCGCAAACAAAGAGGCGAGACGUCUCCGGUGGAGAGCGCGAGGUCGAGAUGCAGGACAAGGAACCUGUCUCUUCGCUCUCGGCCCCCGCCCUCAUUUCGCGAACGAACGGAUGCGCCCCAGUGGCUGCCGAACUCGACGAGGUCGUCAUCAAAGUUUGCGAUUUCGGUCUCGCGCAGCACUACCAACGCGGGCAGAUGAUCAAGUGCGACGAACUUCGAGGCAGUCACGGCUACCUGGCGCCGGAACUUCUUCGGCGCGAGCCCUACGACGAGCGCAUUGACCUCUGGGCAGUGGGCAUCAUCGUUUUCACCAUGAUCGGCGGCUACGAACCAUUCUAUCCUCCGAGCGAAUGCAUAAGCGCGGAUCUCGAGUUCGACGACCGGUACUGGGGCUGUGUGAGUGCUGAGGCGAAAGACUUCAUCUCGCGACUCUUGAUGAAGGACCCGCGGAGGCGCAUGAAUGCAGACGAAGCGCUGGCCCAUCCCUGGUUCGCAAACGGGCGCUCGUGA
Messenger RNA from Neospora caninum, 2487 nucleotides. Its product is annotated as putative CAM kinase. Gene Ontology annotation, biological process: protein phosphorylation. The coding region runs from base 1 to 2487 and encodes 828 amino acids. The record is from RefSeq and is a predicted model, not a curated record. The transcript has 5 exons. Gene Ontology annotation, molecular function: protein kinase activity; ATP binding. Lineage: Eukaryota; Apicomplexa; Conoidasida; Eucoccidiorida; Sarcocystidae.